CCAGGCGCCGCGCGGCAGGCCGCCGCGCAGAUAUCCCCGUCGCGUCCGCCGAUGGCGAUGCUGGGGGGCGAAGACGCGUAUGCGGGUGCGGGUGCAAGGUAUGAUGGCUCACAAAUACGCUGAUGUCGCGCUACAUGGCGAGCGGCGCGGGUAAUCAGGCUGAUUGUCCGUCUGCCCAUCCCGGGCAUGCCGUCCAGGAGUCGCUGAUUGAAUCGUACGCCCCUGCGCCGUCGGGCGCGGUGGUCGAGCCACGUGCUAUCUAUGCGGGCUACGGUAAUGCGCAGAGGUACGCAGAGCACGACGGUGCCGCUGCGUAUUACGCCGCUGGGUACGGCACCAGUGCGGGAACGGGGCGGUCGCCACCGCCGACACUGCCGCCCAUCCAGACCGCGCGAAUCGUCCGGGACGAUCUCGCCGUCGAUACGCGGCACCCGCAGCUACAGCAACAACAUCACGCACAGCCCCACUCUGCGGUCGACGCGACGCAGGCGCAGGCGUCGUUCUCGUACUCGUAUCAGCAGGCGCAUCAUCAGUCGGCACACCAGCAACAGCAACAGAUGUCCGGAGCAUCCCCACCAGCAACAGCACUCACAACAUCCACAUCCACAGGCACACCACCAGGCACAGGCACACGCGCAGGUGCACGACCGGCCGCCGAACGGCCAGCAUGCACUGGACGUCCCGCUGCACCAGCCGCGCCCGCACUACGGGCCCCAGCAGUACGUCGCGCUCUAUGCGCCGACGGCGGGCGCGGGCGGCGGUGUGCCGUCGCAGGCGUACUAUCGCCGAGACAGUCAUGGCCAUGCCAACGCGCGAUGAGUGCCAUCUGCAGGCCAGAGACAGCGGGUGUGAUGCUGUACGUCCCUCGUCCUUUGCCAAAUGUUUCUGCGACGAUGCCAACCGCAAGUCAAAACCUUGCCGGCGCUCCGACCAUGCUUGUCACUCUGCCAGAGACCGGCUUGGCUUGGCCUGCGACUCUACACCAUUUCAUUUCAUCUCACCCUAUCUGAGUCACGACAUCUUGGUUUUGGCAUCGCCGCACUGCAUCUGUCUGCUUGGAUAUCUGAAUCUAACCACUACUCCGCUGCCUGGCACGCUCGCGCAGCGGUACAGACCUGAUCCACACGGAUGAUCCUACCUCCGAUGUUCUACUUUGUGUCUCUGUCGGCCGCUGUUCCGCCCGGACCGUCGCUUCUUUUCUAUUCAUCACGCAUGUCAUAUUUUCAUAUCCGUCGCUGCUCUCCCUCUCACGCUU
Molecule: messenger RNA, 1255 nt
Organism: Fomitopsis serialis
Lineage: Eukaryota; Fungi; Basidiomycota; Agaricomycetes; Polyporales; Fomitopsidaceae
Exons: 1
Coding region: 123-1010 (295 amino acids)
Source: RefSeq, a predicted model, not a curated record